Molecule: messenger RNA, 2081 nt
Organism: Panonychus citri (citrus red mite)
Lineage: Eukaryota; Metazoa; Arthropoda; Arachnida; Trombidiformes; Tetranychidae
Product: sideroflexin-1-like
Exons: 8
Coding region: 839-1819 (326 amino acids)
Biological process (GO): monoatomic ion transport; serine import into mitochondrion
Cellular component (GO): mitochondrial inner membrane
Molecular function (GO): monoatomic ion transmembrane transporter activity
Source: RefSeq, a predicted model, not a curated record
UCUCUCUCUCUCUCUCUCUCUCUCUCUCUCACGUGCUUCCUGUUAACUCUUCUUCAACAACAACUCUUCUUCAUUAACUCUUCUUCUUCUUCAUCAUCAACUCUUCUUCUCUUUCUUCAUCAACUCUUCUUCUUUUUCUUAAUCAACUCUUCUUCAACAACAACUCCUUCUUCAUUAACUCUUCACUUCCUCUUUAUUGUUUAUUACAAAUGGCUCAAGUUACUGUCGCAAGUAUCAAUAUUGACCAGCGUAAAUUUCUUUUGGAUAGAUUCUGGCGAACAACAGACAACCUGCUUGAUUGGGAUGAAACUUUAUUCACCUUUCAACUUUACAUUCCUGCAGAUACUUCAAAUCCUCAUCGUUGGACGAUAGAGGAGCUUAAGUCACAUUAUUACACAAUAACGGAAGGGAUUUUCAAUGGGUUGAAAGUCGCCUUAAAUAAAGGAAGUGAAGAAGUUGCCACCAGAUAUGGCAGCCAGUUUGAUCUACGUGACCGUGACCUUGGACUCCAAUAUUGAUCUCUCUCUCUCUCUUCUCUCUUGUUUUCUUUCUCUUUUUCUCUCUUUUCUCUUGUUUUCUUUUUCUUUCUUGUGCCUGAGGAUGAAUCAUCUUCAUCAGAUUAUGUUCCCUAUUGUUAAACCUUGAAGAAUACACUUGUAGAUUACAAUCUUCAUCAUCACAUAACAACAAUUCUCAUUAUCAGUGCAUUUAUAAUAAAUCUUUAAUUUGUUCAAUCAUUUUCUCUCUUGUUUAUUUUCCCUCUUUCAGCUUUUCCAUCAGUAUCUUCUGUUUACACCCUGGUUACUGAAUCCACUGUUUACAUAUCACAUCUGACGACAUGGAACCAGCACCAAGUGUAAUUGCCAAAAGGAUGAUAGACAUUGAAUCGCCUCGUUACGAUCAAAGUACUUACCUGGGUCGAGCUAAACACUUUUUCGUUGUCACCAAUCCAUUGAAUUUAUUCAAACCUUCAUCUGAACUUGUUAAGGCUAAACAAGUUGUUGAAGAUUACAGAAAUGGUAAAGAUAUUGGCCCAUUAACCGAGGAUCAACUCUGGUAUUACAAAUAUCUUUAUGACAGUGCUCAUCAUCCGGAAACAGGGGAAAAACAACUCAUUAUUGGUCGGAUGUCGGCUCAAGUACCAAUGAAUAUGUUCAUUACUGGUUGCAUGUUAACUUUUUACAAGAGCACUAAACAAGUAAUCUUUUGGCAAUGGUUUAAUCAGUCUUUCAAUGCAGUCGUUAAUUAUACUAAUAGAAGUGGAACAUCUGAUAUUCCAAUUUCUCAAUUAGGUACUUCUUAUGCUUUCGCAACGAGUGGGGCUUUGGUCACUGCCUUGGGUCUCAAUAGUUUAGUCAAAAAAGCUCCCCCACUGGUCGGUCGAUUUGUACCUUUUUGUGCUGUCGCUGCGGCGAAUUGUGUUAACAUUCCCAUGAUGCGAUCAAAAGAAAUUCGAGAAGGUAUCACUCUCUAUGACGAGAAUAAUAACCCGGUCGGAGAAUCGAAAGUGGCAGCGCAAAAGGCUAUUACUCAGGUCGUUCUUUCGAGAAUUGGAAUGGCUGCUCCUGGAAUGACUUUACCGCCUAUUUUAAUGAACUAUCUUGAGAAAAGAGGAUUUCUCAGGCGAAUGCCCUGGAUCAAUGCUCCACUUCAAGUCGUAAUCUGUGGUUUCUUCUUAAUAUUCACAACUCCAUUAUGCUGUGCACUUUUCCCUCAAAAAAGCUCAAUAUUAUUGGACCAAAUUGAACCAGAACUUCGUGAAGAAUUGAAGAAACUGCCUCAACCCCCGGAAAAAUUAUAUUACAACAAAGGAUUGUAAAUAUAAUCAAUUAAAACAUUUCCAAAGUUCCAAUAGGACAUCAUCUUCCCUCUCUUUACUCGGAAUCAAACGAACAGUUUAAUUGUUUACCAAUGGAUCUAAGAUUUAAACAGAAAGGAAAAUUAAUAAUCGAAGGAAAAAAAAAUCACUUAUUGAAUUUGUGUGUUCGAAUAUCAAUAUUUUAACAAUUAUUUUCUAAAUUGUAGUUACUACCCAUCUUGUUGAUCAUUAAAAUAAUAUUAUUGUUAUGACUGUUGUGAGA